AUGGUGCAGCUCGGAGGCGGCCGCAGAGCCCCCUCGCCGGCCCCGUCCGCGCCGCCGGCCUUCAGCAUCGACAGCAUCCUGCAGCCCGGCCCCUGCCGUCCAGCCCGGGAGCAGGGCAUAGCCCACUGCGCGCUGACGGAGGAAGAAGAGGGGCCUGCAGAGCAAGAUUCCAGUAAAGGCUCCAGCAACUCGGGCAGCGAGCCCCGCCGGCUGCAGGCGGAGGGGACGAGCGGGGAGAGCAGCAGGUCGCCGGCCGCGGGCAGCAGGAAGAAGACGCGGACCAUCUUCUCCAAGAGCCAGGUCUUCCAGCUGGAGUCCACCUUCGACGUGAAGCGCUACCUGAGCAGCGCGGAGCGGGCCGGGCUGGCCGCCGCCCUGCACCUCACCGAGACCCAGGUGAAGAUCUGGUUCCAGAACCGCCGCAACAAGCUCAAGAGACAGAUGUCGGCCGAGCCCGAGGGCUCGGGGCCGGCGGAGACUCCCGGGGAGCAGCCUCCUCCAGCCGCUGCGGCGUCUCUCUCCUUCCCGGCCCUUUACAAGGACAGCACCCUGUUCAGCCGCUGCUUGGUGCCGCUGCCCUUCCCCCUGCUCUACCCGCGCAGCGCCAUCCCAUACCUUUGCCUCCCCGGGCCGGGCAAACACUUCAGCCUGGUGGAUGGGGACGUAUAG
Messenger RNA from Colius striatus (speckled mousebird), 669 nucleotides. Its product is annotated as homeobox protein HMX1-like. Gene Ontology annotation, cellular component: nucleus. Gene Ontology annotation, molecular function: DNA-binding transcription factor activity, RNA polymerase II-specific; RNA polymerase II transcription regulatory region sequence-specific DNA binding. The transcript is spliced from 2 exons. Lineage: Eukaryota; Metazoa; Chordata; Aves; Coliiformes; Coliidae. The record is from RefSeq and is a predicted model, not a curated record. The coding region runs from base 1 to 669 and encodes 222 amino acids. Gene Ontology annotation, biological process: regulation of transcription by RNA polymerase II.